AUGGCAGUCCCGUCUGUCGCAGCAGCUGAGAUGCUGCCUCGAUUCCUUCUUCCUCGGCUGAGCUGGGGCGCUCCGCUCUCCGUUUCACGGGCGACCCGGCCAUUUGCCUCUAUCCCUUCUAGCGAUCAAAGGAGGUCAUUCGCAUCAAUCCAGGCUGGUCCUGUUCCUCGACGCCGCUCCCCUCCAGCCGAAAGCCCUAUUCUAAAGCGAGCAUUCCAUGCGACAACCAUCAGGCAACGAGAUCACCACUUCGAUACGCUCAAGUUUGUUAAGCGGUUACAGGGUGAAGGGUUCACUGAGGAGCAGUCGGCUGCAAUGAUGAAGGUGCUGAACGAUGUCAUUGAAGAGAGCAUCCAAAAUCUCACCAGGACAAUGGUGCUCCGCGAAGAUGCAGCAAAAGCAACGUACACUCAAAAGGUCGACUUUGCCAAGCUGCGUUCCGAGCUUCUAUCCGCCGAUUCCACCGAAUCCAACACGACGCGCACAGCUCACGAAAGAUUGACAAACGACAUUGCCAAGCUCAGUAACAGACUGCGCGACGAGAUCAGCCGCACACAAGCCAGCGUGCGCCUCGACCUUAACUUAGAGAAGGGCCGUAUUAGGGAGGAGGCUGUGGGCCAAGAGCUCAAGAUCAAGGAGACGGAGACAAAGAUUGAGCAGGAGGUUGCUGCGUUGAGGGAGAAGCUGGAGCAGGUCAAGUUCCAAACGCUCCAGUGGCUUAUGGGUGUGUGCACCGGUUUCGCAGCGCUGUUACUUGGUGCUUGGAGAUUGCUCAUGUAA
Fusarium tjaetaba is the source of this 780-nucleotide messenger RNA. Its product is annotated as DUF1640-domain protein. NCBI's taxonomy places the organism in Eukaryota, Fungi, Ascomycota, Sordariomycetes, Hypocreales, Nectriaceae. The transcript is spliced from 2 exons. The record is from RefSeq and is a predicted model, not a curated record. The coding region runs from base 1 to 780 and encodes 259 amino acids. Gene Ontology annotation, cellular component: mitochondrion.